GUCGGAGAAAAAGAAGAGAAAUAAUGGAGAAGCUCUCGGGGCUAAGCCACCUCUUCGCAACUAUCUUCCUCCACAACUUCGCCACGUUUAUGGUGCUUUCGGCCAUCACCGACGUCACAAUGGCCGCCCUCUGCCCUGGACAAGACGAGUGCUCUAUCGCCAUUUAUCUCUCCGGAUUUCAACAAGCCAUCACAGGAUUGGGAUCGCUUGUGGUGAUGCCUUUGAUGGGUAAUCUCUCAGACAAGUAUGGAAGGAAGGCUUUGCUCACUGUACCAAUGACUCUCACCAUAAUUCCUCUAGCUAUAUUGGCUUGCAGCAGAACGAAGAGCUUCUUCUAUGCCUACUACGCGCUCAAGACUCUCACAGCCAUCUUUUGUGAAGGCAGCGUCCAUUGCCUCGCCCUUGCUUAUGUGGCGGACAAUGUUCCAGAGGGCCGACGAGCGUCGGCGUUCGGAAUUCUAUCCGGAAUCGGAUCCUGUGCCUUCGUCUGCGGAAACCUUUCCACUCGCUUUCUCUCUACUUCUUCCACUUUCCAGGUUUCGGCGUCAAUGGCGAUUGCGUCGACCGUUUACAUGACAGUUUUUCUCCCCGAUUCAAUCAUAGAUGAAAAUCUUUCUAUUCCGAUCAUGUCAACGGCGAAAGUCGAGAGUAUUACCGGUUCAGAUGAUGGUUCAGCUAAGAAGCAGCAGGUGUUCAAAACAUUGCCCUCGAUAGAGGAUAUAAUUGCCUUGUUAAAGAGCAGCUUGACAUUUACACAAGCAGCAAUUGUUUCAUUUUUCAUCAAUCUGGCAGAAGUGGGUCUCCAUGCUUCAUUACUGUACUAUUUAAAGGCCAGGUUUCAUUUCAACAAAGAUCAGUUUGCCGAUUUAAUGGUGAUUUCUGGCAUUGCAGGGACUAUAUCCCAGAUGCUUAUCAUGCCCAUGUUGGCUCCCGCUAUAGGAGAAGACAAAUUACUCUCAAUAGGGCUCUUCUUUGCCAGUGUACAUAUGUUGCUCUACAGUAUUGCAUGGUCCUUCUGGGUUCCUUAUGUAGCUGCUAUGUUAUCCGUAUUCUUUGUUCUUUCACAACCAUGUAUAAGGAGCAUUGUGUCCAGACAAGUUGGCUCUUAUGAACAGGGAAAAGCUCAAGGAGUCAUUACAGGCAUCGGUUCCUUAGCAAAUGUUAUUUCUCCUUUGGUUUUCUCCCCCUUGACAGCUCUGUUCCUGUCUGAAAGAGCACCCUUUAGUUUUCCUGGUUUCAGUAUUAUGUGCAUUGCAUUUGCUUCAAUGAUAGCAUUUGUGCAAAGUUUGAUCAUAAGGUUGGCUCCUCAAAUUUCAGAACAGAGAGCUGGCAACCGCAACUGCGUGGAACCCUAGUUAGGACUGUGAAUUCUAAAUCUUUCUAGACAAUGUCGCUACUUCCCAGAUCUCCAUUAAUACAGCAUAUUAGCCACAAACAAGAAAACCACAAGUAGAACUUCAAUCGCCGCUAGUACCAACCUUUAAAUUUUUGUUCACGGCAGGAAACAAUAUUGACCUUGUUUUCACUUUUGGCUGAUGCCGUGUAUAAUUCAUGGUCUCUGUUUUGAAUUAGAUGGAAAGACACAUGUUGGUCACCUUGUAAUGAUGGUAUUCUGCGGAGAAACAGCAUUUGAGAAGCAGACUCCAUUGAAAUUAUUGUUACAAUUUGAACUUUGAGGUUCACCCUUCUGAAAUUCGUGUUGUGACCUUUACCAUUAAUUUUUGCCUUCCUUCUAUCACUCUAGAGAAAUCCCAUCUCCAUUCUUCUUCUUCUUCAUCCUCCUCUUUCCGUGAGCAAGAGUAGAAAAAUAAUUGUAUAUCAUACAGGAAACAGGAUUACUUAG
This is a messenger RNA of Rubroshorea leprosula, 1843 nucleotides long. Lineage: Eukaryota; Viridiplantae; Streptophyta; Magnoliopsida; Malvales; Dipterocarpaceae. The record is from the annotation of a GenBank genome assembly.